Messenger RNA from Calypte anna (Anna's hummingbird), 1556 nucleotides. RefSeq names its product ZPR1 zinc finger (gene ZPR1). Lineage: Eukaryota; Metazoa; Chordata; Aves; Apodiformes; Trochilidae. Gene Ontology annotation, molecular function: zinc ion binding. The transcript has 14 exons. The record is from RefSeq and is a predicted model, not a curated record. Gene Ontology annotation, cellular component: nucleus; cytoplasm. Bases 28 to 1365 code for a protein of 445 amino acids.
CGGUCGCCGCCGGGUCCUUCCGGGAAGAUGUCGGCGCUGGGAGCGCUGGAGGCGGCGGCCGGGAGCGGGGGGACUGCGCUGUUCCGUCCCCUGAGCGCCGAGGACGGGGAGCAGCGGCCCGCGGAGAUCGAGUCCCUGUGCAUGAACUGUUACCGCAACGGGGUGACACGGCUCCUGCUCACCAGGAUCCCCUUCUUCAAAGAGAUCAUCGUCAGCUCCUUUGCCUGCAACAGCUGCUCCUGGUCCAACACUGAGAUCCAGUCUGCUGGCAGGAUCCAGGAGCAGGGGGUGUGCUACAGCCUGGCUGUCACCUCCCGGCAGGACAUGGACAGGGAGGUGGUGAAGACUGAGUGUGCCACAGCUCGGAUCCCUGAGCUGGACUUUGAGAUCCCUGCCUUCACCCAGAAGGGAGUCCUGACCACCAUUGAGGGGAUCAUUGACAGAGCCCUGGCUGGGCUGGAGCAGGACCAGCCCCUCCGCAGGGAAACUGAUGAGGAGGUGGCCAGGAAGAUUGAGGAGUUCAUCAGGAGGCUGAGGCAGCUCAAGGAACUUCAUUCCCCCUUCACCUUUAUCUUGGACGACCCCUCAGGGAACAGCUUUGUGGAGAACCCCCACGCCCCACGGAAGGACGAGGCCCUGGUGGUCACUCACUACAGGAGGAGUCCCCAGCAGGCAGCCAUGCUGGGGCUGGAGGGUGAGGAGGUGGCUGAGAAGGCAGCAGAUCCUGCAGAGGAGCUGAGGAACGAGGUGCUGCAGUUCAACACCAACUGCCCCGAGUGCAACGCCCCAGCCAGCACCAACAUGAAGUUAGUGCAAAUCCCCCACUUCAAGGAGGUGAUCAUCAUGGCCACUGCCUGCGACUCCUGUGGGCACAGAACCAACGAGGUGAAGUCUGGAGGAGCCAUCGAGCCCCAGGGCACCAGGAUCACCCUGCGGAUCACAGACCCCUCUGACAUGACCCGGGACAUCCUGAAGUCAGAGACCUGCAGCGUGGAGAUCCCUGAGCUGGAGUUCGAGCUGGGGAUGGGAGCACUGGGGGGGAAAUUCACCACACUGGAGGGGCUGCUGAAGGACAUCAGGGAGCUGGUGGAGAGGAAUCCCUUCACCCUGGGGGACAGCUCUGCCCCCAGCAAGGCUGAGAAACUGCAGGAGUUUGUGGGGAGGCUGCAGGAGGUCAUCGAGGGCAGGAGGAACGUUCACUUCAUCAUGGAUGACCCUGCAGGGAACAGCUACCUCCAGAACGUCUACGCCCCGGAGGAGGACCCGGAGCUGCGAGUGGAACGCUACGAGCGGAGCUUUGACCAGAACGAGGAGCUGGGGCUGAACGACAUGAAAACCGAGGGCUACGAGACCCCCGCCCGCUAGCCCAGACCCCCCCUGCCCCCCCACACCCCCCAGCCACACCCUGACCACAGCCCCACAGCCCCACAGCCCCGCCUCCCCCAUCCCCAGGGGACGAGGGGAGCGGGGGGGUCCCUGCUCUGCCGGGGGGAGCCCUCCCGGGGAGGUCUGGGGGGGCCUGGGGGGCGUUUUCCCCUUUAAUAAAAGUGUCAAUG